Molecule: messenger RNA, 3285 nt
Organism: Periophthalmus magnuspinnatus
Lineage: Eukaryota; Metazoa; Chordata; Actinopteri; Gobiiformes; Gobiidae
Gene: coq8aa
Product: coenzyme Q8A, genome duplicate a
Exons: 18
Coding region: 280-2259 (659 amino acids)
Biological process (GO): ubiquinone biosynthetic process
Cellular component (GO): extrinsic component of mitochondrial inner membrane
Molecular function (GO): kinase activity
Source: RefSeq, a predicted model, not a curated record
AAAGAUUUAGGUCCGAUUUAAAGAAAGACAUCUGCUCGUUUUUAUACCCAAACCCAUCUAAAAACACGACAGUCUGAAUUAGAUAUAUUCGGGUGCGUAUUUGUGCGCAGUUGUGCAGCGCUGGACUGUUGUGCGCAGUGAGAUCAAGAUUGCGCCGCGUCUGCGCAGGUCCGCGGGAUCAGAGGAGCUGUGCUGAAGCUUCGUCCCCGAGUGACCUCUCACUACUGAUAUUAACGGGACACGAAAACCGCUGAGUCUUCACUUCGGCUGUUGUCCGUCAUGGCAACUGACAUGAUACUGUUGAUGCGAGGCUUGGCUAAAUUAAGCCAAGCAGUGGCAGAGACCCAGACCAAUGCCUUACGCAGUGGGACAGUGCCAGCGGUUGGGGCAGCAGUUGAAACCGUCCAGUCUGCUGCUGAACAAGGUCUGUCUACUGCCAUGAUGAAGAUGCAGGAGAUCUCUGGCCAGCAAACCUCCUCGACCUCAUCUGAAUUUGAUUUCCCUGAGGAUGAUGGGACAUUUCAGGCCUCAGAGUUCAGGGAAGAAGGUGGUGAGUUUAUGGCUGGGCAUUCAGGAAGUGGAGAGGAAGGAUCAGCCAAUCAGAACUCAGCCACAGGAGGAAAUCACUCAAUAUUUGAAGGAUAUAAAGAUCCAUCAAAACAGUUCACAGAUCAAACCAGAUCCUAUCACGUUGACUCAGGGAGGCACUUUUUGCCCAACCAUCAUUUAUACGCCCAGAGACAUUUGUGGGGACAGAUGUUGUGCCAGCAUUCGAUUAGGCAGCUCAGGAAUUAUCAUCAGGACCCCUCCACAGUUGGGGGGCUGACAGCAGAGGACAUUGAGAAAGCCAGGCAGAGCAAGAGGCCAGAUGCGAAACCACACAAACAAAUGCUGAGUGAGCGAGCUAGAGAGCGAAAAGUGCCUGUGACCCGACUUGGACGAUUGGCCAACUUUGGAGGACUAGCUCUUGGUUUGGGUUUUGGAGCUCUUGCAGAAGUGGCCAAGAAGACCAUUCGACAAAAUGAUGCUGAAGGUGAACAGAAGAAAGCUGUUUUGGAUUCAAGUCCCUUUCUGUCUGAGGCCAAUGCUGAACGUAUCGUUCGGACACUUUGUAAAGUCAGAGGAGCUGCAUUAAAGCUUGGACAAAUGCUUAGCAUUCAAGAUGAUGCUUUUAUCAACCCACAACUCGCUAAGAUUUUUGAGCGUGUGAGACAGAGUGCUGACUUUAUGCCAAUCAAACAAAUGACGAAAGCCUUAAACAAUGAUUUUGGUCCAAACUGGAGGGACAAACUAGAGGCAUUCGAGGAGCGUCCAUUUGCAGCAGCCUCAAUUGGGCAAGUGCAUUUGGCCCGGAUAAAGGAUGGAAGAGAGGUAGCCAUGAAAAUACAGUAUCCCGGUGUAGCCCAAAGUAUCAACAGUGACGUCAACAACCUGAUGACUGUGCUGCACAUGAGCAACGCUUUGCCUGAAGGCUUGUUUCCAGAUCACCUCAUUGAUGUGAUGAGAAAAGAGCUUGCACUGGAGUGUGACUACAUCAGAGAAGCUCAGUGUGCAAAGAAGUUUAAGGAGCUACUAAAGGAUGAUCCAUUCUUCUACGUACCUGAGGUGAUCGAUGAGUUAAGCAGCAGACACGUCCUCACUACUGAACUCGUCCCUGGUUUUCCACUGGACAAAGCUGAGACUCUGUCCCAGGACCAGAAGAAUGAGAUCUGUCAGAAUAUCUUGAUGUUGUGUCUAAGAGAGCUGUUUGAGUUCCGCUACAUGCAAACUGAUCCAAACUGGUCCAACUUUUUUUAUGACCCUCAAACGCACAGGGUGGCACUGUUAGACUUUGGAGCUACCAGAGGAUUUGACCAGACUUUCACUGAUGUCUACAUUGAAGUGAUCCGUGCGGCAGCUGAGGGUGACAGAGAAGGAGUUCUACAGAAAUCUAUUGACAUGAAGUUUUUGACUGGAUACGAGUCCAAGCCGAUGAUAAACGCUCACGUGGAUGCUGUGAUGAUCCUGGGGGAGGCCUUUAACUCAAGCGAGGCCUUCGAUUUCGGCUCUCAGUCCACCACAGAGCGCAUCCACAACCUGAUCCCUGUCAUGCUCAAACACAGGCUCACCCCACCCCCCGAAGAGACCUACUCCCUUCACAGGAAGAUGGGCGGCUCCUUUCUCAUCUGCUCCAAGCUAAACGCCAAGCUCAAGCUCAAGGAGAUGUUUCAGAAGGCCUACAACAACUACUGGGAGGGGAGGACCAAACCCUCUAACUAAAAAGAUAAAAUGAAAUUGCAUAACGCACAAACUGGGGCCAAAAGUAAAGCUAUUGAAAGAAUAACAACAGGGACAGUUGAUACGAUUCCUGCCUGCGACUGUUUUCCCCAUUUUGGGCAUCUCACUACCGAAAGACAAUGUAGCACAAUUUCCAGUUUUAGAUUUUAAACAUGGGAGCAGCCAGCAACAUUGGAUUUGAUUUUUGUUUGAGAAUUUAUUGUAGAAAUAUUUGAUUUGAAUGCAUUUUUGUUGAAGGUACUUUUGCUUUUUGUAGCAUUUGAGUUGCUGUGUAAUUAUGAAAUGUUUUGCUUUAAACAUGUAAGUUUUUUUCCCCCUAUGAAUUUAUUGUUUCCAAAAAUAUCUGGGAAAUGGACAAAAAAAGAUAAAAGGAUGCUCGACAGUCCUUAAAGUAUUAUAUAAUUUUCACAAUAUUCUGUUUGUGGUUAUACUAAACUGUUCUAUUUGAGAUUAGUGAGGUUCAAGGUAAAGAUACUGCCUAGAGGGCUUCUUAAGAGGGCUUCUUCGUUGUUUUUGUUUCACUGUCCAUAAUGGUCACAAUUACAAAUGCAAAUCAAUGUUUAGUUCAGCUAACCAUGUUUAAACUAAUGCCUCAAUUUUAAUACCAAAGUAAUAUUUUCUUGUAAUCUUGUGAGUGUGUGAAUGUAAAAUGCAAAAUGAAUUUACUCUGGUUGGGUCUAUACUCACUAAUGUAUAUUGUCCUUGGUAAAUAUGGUAAAGAUGAUAUUGGUAAAUAUCAUCUGAGAGUGUGAAAUCCUAAAUAGUCUCGUGUGGCUGCAAAAUCUUUCUGUACUGUUCUGCUCCACCGAUUCAAAAUUGUAGGCAUAAUUGUUAACAGUGCCUGUGCUUUAUUGAUUUAGCAAGAAAUAUCUAUAUUUUUGUUAAUAAAAUUUAAUAACUUUUGUAAAUCUAAUGCAUUUUAAAAUGACUAUAUUAAAAUCAAUUCAUUUUGAUGCAUAUCUUGUGUGUAUGACAUUGAAACAAUUAAAGAAGGCCUAUGCAGACAUU